Messenger RNA from Daucus carota subsp. sativus, 2982 nucleotides. Its product is annotated as pentatricopeptide repeat-containing protein At5g67570, chloroplastic. Lineage: Eukaryota; Viridiplantae; Streptophyta; Magnoliopsida; Apiales; Apiaceae. The record is from RefSeq and is a predicted model, not a curated record. Gene Ontology annotation, cellular component: chloroplast. The transcript is spliced from 9 exons. Gene Ontology annotation, molecular function: protein binding. Gene Ontology annotation, biological process: chloroplast organization. Bases 74 to 2755 code for a protein of 893 amino acids.
CUACCUCGAAAUAAUAUACCGGCCUCCAAACAAACACACAGCCUCAUCCGAGUUAGUUUCAUGUUCCAGAGAAAUGGAACCUUCAGCAGCUCCUCGUCAGUUAACUCCACCACUUCAACCAAACCCAAUUGACACCAACAUCAAAACAAAGCUCCUCAAAAACAACAUAACCCCGACUCCCAAAAUCACCCACACUCUCCGCAAAAAACACCUCCACAAAACCCUCCGCAAAGCCCAGAAAAACCCACCCAUUUCACCCCAGCCCAUUGAUCAAGAACUCGCCCACCAAGCCCAUUUCAAUGCCAUCAAAAAUGAGUACAGAAGCUUCAGAAAGGCCAUUUCAAGAAAGAGGGUGGAAGAGGGAGUGAGGGUUUGUGGGAAGCCUUGGGAAGGAUUGGAGAGGAUUGAGUUGAGAGAGCUUUCGAGUUUCGGUGAUGGGGAGGUGGGAGAUAAGUUGAAAUUUGAGCAUUUGAGGGAGUUGGGUGAUAUUAUUGAAGUUGAGAGGGAUAAGUUUAGGUGGCUUUUGGAUGAUGAUGUGGAAUUUGAGGAGGGUAAGGGGGGUUUGUUUGAUGGGAGCAAGGGGAAGGGGGUUCGACCCAAGCGGCCUGAUUCGGAAGCUAUUAGCUUUCUUGUUGAUAAGCUGAGUGACACAAAGCUGACCGUGAAGGACUGGAAAUUUGGUAAAAUGAUGAAACAAUCAGGCUUACUUUUUACCGAAGUACAGUUGGUUAAGAUUUUAGAAAUGCUUGGUGAUAGAGGUCAGUCGAGUCAUGCCUUAUCUGUUGUGGAAUGGGUUUACAACUCCAAGGAUCACAAACAAUACAAGAGCAGAUAUGUAUAUACAAAACUAUUGGCCGUUCUUGGAAAAGCUAGAAGGCCUGAUGAUGCCCUUCAAAUAUUCAGUCUGAUGUGUGGGGACUACUACAUAUAUCCUGACAUGGCCGCAUAUCACAGUAUAGCGGUCACACUGGGUCAAGCUGGAUAUCUGAAGGAGUUGGUAAGUAUUGUCGAGCAUAUGAAGCAAAAACCUUCAAGAAAAAUAAAAAAUAUGAGGUGGAAGAACUGGGACCCUGUUAAGCAGCCGGAUGUGGUUGUCUAUAAUGCUAUACUGAAUGCUUGUGUUACAUCCCGACAAUGGAAGGGUGUGUCUUGGGUGUUUGAACAGAUGAGAAAGGGUGGUCUAAAACCUAAUGGAGCAACAUUUGGACUUGCAAUGGAGGUUAUGCUGCAAUCGAAGAAGUAUGACCUGGUUCAUGAAUACUUCUGGAAGAUGAAGAGAAGUGGGGAAGCGAUAAAAGCCCUUACGUAUAAAAUUCUUGUCAGAGCCUUUAAAGAGGAAGGGAAAGUUAAUGAAGCUGUUCAAGCUGUAAGGGAGAUGGAACAAAGAGGAUUGGUCGGCACAGCUUUAGUAUACUAUGAGCUUGCAUGCUGCCUUUGCACAAAUGGGAGGUGGCUAGAAGCUAUGGAGGAGAUCGAGAAGCUUAAAAAGCUUCCUCGUACGAAAUCGUUGGAAGUUACUUUCACCGGCAUGAUCUUGGCCGCCAAGGAUGGUGGAUACAUUGAUCAUUGCAUAUGUAUCUUUGAGCGCAGUAAAGACCAUUGUGAUCCGGGAAUUGGGAUCAUAAAUGCCAUGCUGAAAAUUUAUGGCCAAAAUGAUAUGUUUUUUGAGGCUAGAGAACUAUUUGAGCAUUUGAAGAGAACUGCUCCUGGUCCUGAUACUUGCCAAAGUAACCAUAGUUCCUCUCUUAACCCAGACAUGUACACUUAUUUUGCUAUGCUUGAAGCUUCUGCUGCUGCUCUUCAGUGGGAAUAUUUUGAGAAUGUCUACAAGGAGAUGGUCCUCUCUGGUUAUCAGCUCGAUCAAAACAAGCAUGCACACCUACUUGUAAAAGCAUCCCGAUAUGGGAAGUGUUAUGUACUGGAACAUGCAUUUGACACUAUUCUGGGAGCUGGUGAAAUUCCCCAUCUCUCAUUCUUCACUGAAAUGGUGUGUCAAGCCUCUUCUCAACGUGAUUAUGGACGAGCUGUUGCCAUCGUCAACACCUUGGCUUAUGCUCCAUUUCAAGUAAGUGAGAUGCAAUGGAAACGCCUCAUUGAAGAUAAUGCUGAAAGGAUUAACGAGGAUAUAUUAAAGGAACUAUUCGACUCGCUUUGCCAUCAUGAGUUAUCGACAGAAGUGUCCGUCUCAAAUUUGAUAAGGGUACUGCAAUCUCUUUGUGGACUGACUAAAACAGCAAGCAACUUAAAUUGUAUACACCAAGGUGAAGAAACCAGAACAGACUCACUUUCAGAGGAUUAUAGCAAAAAAUUUGAGGUUGAUUCAGAUGUUGAGCGGCUUACAGUUUCUGCAAAUGCAACAAGGCUCAGUACUUGUGAUGAUUUACUGGUUAAUGAAAAUGCAGUCACCAGUAAUGUACCUGGUGAUAAUAUAGAAGAAUUUACCAAUCUGGAACUUGUGUCUGAACAUAAGAAUGUUGGUUCUCAAUGGAACGAAAUGGAUAAACACAAUAUUAUAGAUGGUUUCUCCUCUGAUUUUGCUUAUAAAGAAUCUGUUGGUAAACGUUUGGACAUAAACUCUGAAGAUCUUGGGGACUCUGAUCUUUAUCAUAUGUUGGAUCAUAAUUUUCCUGCUACAGAAGUUGGCGACUCUCACAGAUCAAACGCGCCUUCAGCAAAUGAAAUACUAAAGAACUGGAAUGAGAGCAGAAAAAAAGAUGGUAUUUUAUUCUCCUUUCAGCUCUUCGACCAAAUGUGAGUUAAACUUUGGUACUGCAGUCUGUUCAUUUCAUCCAAGCUAAUACUUGUACAACUAGGGAUUUGCUCAUAUAUAUAUGUGGGGUUUUCACUAUUGAGUAUUGAUCACCCAAACGAUGCUGGGAUUGUCAGCAAAUCAAAAGCACUGAUAAAUCUAGAAGCAGAUUGCAAAUGUACACAUUGUAACUUUUUUUGUCACAGAUUUACUGAUACUAAUAUUUAUAAUCA